AUGGAGAAAAGGGAGACCUUGCACACCGAUCCAAUUGGGGACAAUGUGCAGCUUGAUCCGGCUGUCGUUGCCAAAUUACCGCCAAACUCCAAGAUACUUUCGGUAACGCCAUCUGGGAACAGUCUCUGGGUCGGGACAGUCAAGAUCGUGGUUGAGCUGGCCGAUGGUACUACCGCAGAGUUCUUCAAGAAGGGCGCCCAUGGAUCGGUUGGGAUUAAUAUGAUGAAAGGCACAUGGGAAGCGGAGAGCGCCUUGUACAAAUUUGUUCCCCACUACACUCCUCAGCCAGUCGGAUGGGGAACAUACGAGAAUGAUCCCGACACCAGCUUCUACUUGUGCGAGUUCGUUGACAUGGACGAUGAUCUUCCUGGUCCCCGAGAGUGGGCGAAAGCUGUCUCUUCCCUUCACCUGCUCAGUAUGGGAAAGUCACCCACCGGACAAUUCGGCUUUCCGGUUGCCACCCACCUGGCCAACGUUCCCGUUAACAAUGCCUGGAAUGUCUCGUGGGAAGCGUUUUGGACCCAACAGAUGAAGAGCCUGUUUGAUCAAGAAGCGCGAGUCAAUGGACCCGACGAUGAGUUGGAAGCACUCAAGACAACGUACAUGUCCGAGGUCAUUCCUCGAUAUUUGCGACCUCUCGAAUCGGAGGGCAGGUCCAUAACCCCUUGCCUUAUCCACUCCGACCUCUGGCCAGGCAACAUCAAACCGAAAGCCGACUCUUACGACGUGGAGCUGUGCAUGUUUGAUGCAUGCGCCUACUGGGGCCACAAUGAAGCUGAUCUGGGUAUCUGCCGGAAUCCGAGGUAUAAGCUAGGUCAACCAUGUGUUCAAGAAUACCAUAAAAGGGUCCCCAUCUCCGAGCCUCAGGCGGACUUUGACGGUAGAAACGCCGUGUACGCCAUGAAGUAUCAUGCCCUGCUGUCAACGAUGUACAAGGACCGGAAGUUCAGACAGGUCCUGAUCGAGGAGCUCAAAUCCUUAAUCAACAUGGCAGGUGCUGGCAGGUCGGACCCGGACGUUGCUUUACCUCCACGUCUGUGAACGCUUGGACGCAGAAUGUUUCUAUUCUCGUUUCGACAAGACGUAUCUCUAGGUGGUGUUGAAUCGUGUCAGGAUCCAAAUACCUGACCAUCCCCAGAAGCUCGCUUGCUUGGGUGUCAUUGGUGGCAAACGUCAGCCACACCAACAAUUGCUUCUCAACCACUACCGACCCCUGUACCGCCGGCAAUUCAGACUAUGACGCACACCUGGCGCUUUAUCAAGGGUCCAUUCAAAGGUUACCAACCUUUGUCUCAGCAGUUGAUCUUGAAACGAGCAACCUGAAAGGUUGCCUUUCCUUGUCUGAAGCGGUCUGUAGUACACACAACACGGGAUACAUCAUGGCAUUGUUGGCGUCGUGUAAUGGUUAGGCGUCAAAAAAGAUGAUCGCUGACAAGAAUGACGAUGUUGCUAGUCUUGCUCACGACAUCACUAGCAUCGAAUAUAAUGCCGACAGUGUCCCAAGA
This is a messenger RNA of Neurospora crassa OR74A, 1505 nucleotides long. RefSeq lists its product as hypothetical. The coding region runs from base 1 to 1041 and encodes 346 amino acids. The transcript has 4 exons. The record is from RefSeq and is a predicted model, not a curated record. NCBI's taxonomy places the organism in Eukaryota, Fungi, Ascomycota, Sordariomycetes, Sordariales, Sordariaceae.